Molecule: messenger RNA, 1794 nt
Organism: Myotis myotis
Lineage: Eukaryota; Metazoa; Chordata; Mammalia; Chiroptera; Vespertilionidae
Gene: TH
Product: tyrosine hydroxylase
Exons: 13
Coding region: 67-1551 (494 amino acids)
Biological process (GO): heart development; response to ethanol; dopamine biosynthetic process from tyrosine
Cellular component (GO): axon; perikaryon; cytoplasm
Molecular function (GO): iron ion binding; tyrosine 3-monooxygenase activity
Source: RefSeq, a predicted model, not a curated record
UCAGCCUAUAAGAGGCCGCCUGGCCCGGCCGAGGGCUGUGGAGAGAGCCCCGGACCACACGGUGCCAUGCCCACGCCCAGUGCCACCGCGCCCCAGGCCAAGGGCUUCCGCAGGGCCGUCUCCGAGCUGGACGCCAAGCAGGCCGAGGCCAUCAUGUCGCCGCGGUUCAUCGGACGGAGGCAGAGCCUCAUCGAGGACGCACGCAAGGAGCGGGAGAAGGCGGAGGCUGCGGCGGCCGCCUCGGAGCCCGGGGAGCCGCUGGGGGCCGGCGCCUGCGUGGAGAGAGAUGGGAAGGCACUGCUCAACCUGCUCUUCACCCUGCGGGGGGCCAAGACCGCCCCGCUCUCCCGCGCCCUGAAGGCCUUUGAGACCUUCGAGGCCCAGAUCCUGCACCUGGAGACGCGGCCAGCGCAGAGGCCGCGGGGGGGCGCCCCCCACCUGGAGUACUUCGUGCGCUGCGAGGUGCCCAGCGCCGACCUGCCCCACCUGCUCAGCUCGGUGCGCCGGGUGGCGGAGGACGUGCGCGGCCCCGGGGAGAGCAGAGUCCUGUGGUUCCCGAGGAAAGUGUCUGAGCUGGACAAGUGCCACCACCUGGUCACCAAGUUUGACCCUGACCUGGACCUGGACCACCCGGGCUUCUCGGACCAGGAGUACCGCCAGCGCCGGAGGCUGAUCGCCGAGAUAGCUUUCCAGUACCGCCACGGCGACCCUAUUCCCCAUGUGGAGUACACGGCUGAGGAGAUCGCCACCUGGAAGGCGGUGUACACCACCCUCAAGGGCCUGUACGCCACGCACGCCUGCCGGGAGCACCUGGAGGCCUUCGAGCUGCUGGAGCGCUUCUGUGGGUACCAGGAGGACAGCAUCCCCCAGCUGGAGGCCGUCUCCCGCUUCCUCAAGGAGCGGACCGGCUUCCAGCUGCGGCCGGUGGCCGGCCUGCUGUCCGCCCGGGACUUCCUGGCCAGCCUGGCCUUCCGCGUGUUCCAGUGCACCCAGUACAUCCGGCACGCGUCCUCGCCCAUGCACUCGCCUGAGCCGGACUGCUGCCAUGAGCUGCUGGGGCACGUGCCCAUGCUGGCCGACCGGACCUUUGCCCAGUUCUCCCAGGACAUCGGCCUGGCAUCCUUGGGCGCUUCGGACGAGGAGAUCGAGAAGCUGUCCACGCUGUACUGGUUCACGGUGGAGUUCGGGCUGUGCAAGCAGAACGGAGAGGUGAAGGCGUACGGCGCUGGGCUGCUGUCGUCCUACGGGGAGCUCCUGCACGCCCUCUCCGAGGAGCCCGAGAUCCGGGCCUUCGACCCCGACGCGGCCGCCCUGCAGCCCUACCAGGACCAGACCUACCAGUCGGUCUACUUCGUGUCGGAGAGCUUCAGCGACGCCAAGGACAAGCUCAGGAGCUACGCCGCCCGCAUCCAGCGUCCCUUCUCCGUGAAGUUUGACCCGUACACGCAGGCCAUCGACGUGCUGGACAGUCCCCGGGCCAUCCGGAGCUCCCUGGAGGGCAUCCAGGACGAGAUGCACGCCCUCACCCACGCGCUCAGUGCCAUCAGCUAAGGCCGCGGGCGCCACCCUGUGAGCCCUGGUGGCUGGUCUUGGCGUCUCCCCACCCUCGCCAGCCCCUGCCCCUGCCCCUGUGAGCUCGCCAGAGACCCUGCUGCCCCAGGGCACCUCGCCAGCCCCCACUGUGCCUCCCAGCUCAGCCUGUGAUGUCCUUGUCCUGACUGGCUGCCCCCCACACUGUGUGCCCCCCUCGCUGUGUGCCCCCCUCACUGUGUGCCCCCCUGACUGUGUGCCCCC